AUGGCGCGGGUGUGGCAUGACAGUCAUCACGACGAGCACGCCCGCAUGCUGGCGGAGCACGCAGAGCUGCUGGAGUCGAGCGUCAGCGAGCAGCUGGGGCCCCUGGCGGGGUUUCUUGUGCGCACGCUCAAUCGGCGCGGCGCUCUGACGCUACGGGGACUCGCUGACGCCGUGAAGCGGGAGCCGUUUGGCAACCCACUCAGCACCGGCGACGCGGCGAGGCGCGUGGGGUGCCCGCUAUCCGUCUCCGCAGUGGCGGGGGACGUGGGCACGGACGCGGCCAUCAAGGAGCUCAUGGCGCGGCUUGUGCUUCACCGCGUUGUGUGUUACGAUGCUGAGCGGCACGUGUACGGCGUGGCACUCGGCUACGGACUGCUGCUGCGCACUUUGUUUCCACUUGUCAUGCAGUUCUUUCAGCGCCGCUACGGUGAGACAGGGGUGACGCUGCUGAUGGUCUUCCACCAGCUGGCGACGGUGCCGUGGGAGGCUGCGCUGCGACUUGCGAUGGAGCGGCGGCCGGCACUUAGCGAGGCACUGCGGCACUGCGGGCGCGAGAUGGAGCGGCUCGGCUUCAUUGAAUUUGUCUCCGCCGGAAGAAGCGUGGAGACGGCCGUCACGGCGACCCCAACAGCGGCCCUCUCGCCGGAUCCCUGCCGCCUGCACGUUGGCAACAUUCUCGCUGAGAUGCUGCACGACGCUAUUCAACACCAACUUCUUGCCGAACGCUUCGCGGACGGUGGUGUGGCGGCUGCCGUGAUGGAGGCCUUUGCGACGGCGGGGCGGGGCCGCCGCCUAGAGGAGCGUUCGCCUGUGUUCCCGCCGGUGCACCCCCGCGCCAGCGUCUCACUGCCACUGCGCGUGCUGCUGCGGGAGGUCCCCCUGGCGGAGGGCGCCGUCGUAGAGACGGUGAGCCGCAUGUGCCGCCCGGAUGGGGACUCGCUGCUGAGCAACGACGGCACUGCCACUGUGGCGAUUGAGGGUCCCUACCGCUUCCGCUAUGAUGCCGCCAUCGAUGCGAUGCGGCGGGACUGUUGUGAGCGUCUGGUGUUUGCGCGGCAUGGGGUGCUUGGGGUGCGGCUGAUGAAGUUGCUGCUGCAGCAUCACAACAUGGAGGACCGCAUGCUCGCGGAGGAGGCCAUCGCCACGCUUCCCCGCACCCGUGAGGUGCUGCACGCCAUGCUGCGCGACGGCUACGUUCGCCAGCAGGAGGUACCAAAGAGCGGCGUGAUGGCAGAUCGCCAACCGAAGAACUCCGUGUUCUUAUGGGGCUGCAGUCUGGAGAAGGACCUGCUCCCCGUCGUUCGCAUGCAGGUGGCCAAGGCCCUCCGUCUUACGCUCGCCCGGCUCUCUUUGGAGCGACAAGCUGCGGCGAGUCAAGUGGCUCCCUUCACGGCGGCGGCGGCAGCUACUGUCGGUGGUGCCGUCCCCGCCGCUACAACUAAAGUCGCUACAAGCGAGGCGGCGGCCGGCGUCCGAAGGACCACGGGUGAGGCGACGGCUGAGGCUCUGCGAUCCCAGCGCGCGGUGGCGGCGUUAGAGAGUUCCGCCUUGGCGCUGAUGGGGACGAUGCUGGUGCUUGACUUUUACUAA
Trypanosoma rangeli is the source of this 1590-nucleotide messenger RNA. RefSeq lists its product as uncharacterized. Gene Ontology annotation, cellular component: RNA polymerase III complex. The record is from RefSeq and is a predicted model, not a curated record. The transcript has a single exon. Gene Ontology annotation, molecular function: single-stranded DNA binding. NCBI's taxonomy places the organism in Eukaryota, Euglenozoa, Kinetoplastea, Trypanosomatida, Trypanosomatidae. The coding region runs from base 1 to 1590 and encodes 529 amino acids.